Parasteatoda tepidariorum (common house spider) is the source of this 5169-nucleotide messenger RNA. RefSeq lists its product as uncharacterized. The record is from RefSeq and is a predicted model, not a curated record. Lineage: Eukaryota; Metazoa; Arthropoda; Arachnida; Araneae; Theridiidae. Gene Ontology annotation, molecular function: zinc ion binding. Gene Ontology annotation, cellular component: plasma membrane. Gene Ontology annotation, biological process: synaptic signaling.
CGCUGAAAUUAAGUAUGUUAAAAAUAUAAACAAGAAGUUGUAAUUUUUAAUUUAUUCAUUUAAACGUUAAAUUUUUGCUUUAUUUUUCGUGUUUUUCAUUCAUCAUCAUGCUGUCAUGUUUUAAGGGUGAAAAUUCUACCUUGUGGGAAAAUAGACUGGAGACUAAUCACGCAGCUGUUUAUACUAGUACAUCAGGUUUCAGUGAAGAAAAUGUCCCAAAAAUUUCCACUAUUAUUGAAUCUGUAAAAAGAUACGAUGUAUUUAAAUAUGCUGCCUAUCGAACUGCAUUUAAGCUUCAUACCAUCCGGAAAGCAUCUAAGUUACACAGAGUUGACUUAAUGACUGUAAAUACAAUCUUAAAUGAUUAUGAACUCGAAAACUCCUCCCUUGAUGAAACUAUCACUUUAGCAAAAGCUCAUAGCUUGAUGUCUGUUCUGUAUACAGAAGCUGGGAAAAAAUAUGGUUUUUCUGAUGAACCUAAUCAAAUGGCAUUUUUAUUUGUUGCUUUUUUACAAAACACUUUUGUAGAGAAUGAAAGACCUAUCCUUUUCUUUCACUUAAAAACUGCUCUCACACUCUUUUCAUCUGCUAAGUUAUCAGAAAAAUUCAAGUAUUUAUUUCACUGCUGUUCCAAUGGAAAUAUCUUGACUAAGGAGAAUUUGUCCAUUUUGUUAACUUCUUUAUCUAAGUUUCCAAACCUUGUGGGAGAGCAAGUGACAUUUGGUUCUCAUCUUGUGCCCAAAUCCAUUAAGCAUCUGCUGAAAUUUAGUAAAGGAAAAGUUACAUUGAAAAACUUUCAAAAGUGGCUAGUUUUAGAACCACAGUCUCUUGUAUGGAUCUCAACUCUUCAUAGAAUUGCUGCAUCUGAAACAACUCAUCAUUCCAUUACCUGUGAUUAUUGUCAUAUCCACCCAGUUGUUGGUUUCAGAUAUCGAUGUAUACAAUGCAUAAACUAUAAUUUAUGCCAGAAUUGUUUCCUUCAUGGCUGUGUCAACAAGGGACAUAAAGAAAAACAUCCUGUGCAAGAAUUUUGUCAUCCUGCAACCAAAUGGGAGGAAGCAAAAGCUGUCAUUAAUGCUGUAAGAAAUAAUAUUUCCUUUGUUCGCUGUCCAUCCAAAGCUUAUUUGAGUUUUGAUGAAGAAAGUAUCAGUGACAGCAUAAAAGAUAAAUCAAAUCAUCCAUCUAACUCUCCAGUUUUAAAUUGUUCUUUGAAAAAGUCCACUGCCUCAUAUGUUGUCAAGGAAUUAGCUGUAAUAAUUUCUCAACUUGAAAGUGAGAAAAGAAAUCAGUUUUCUAUGCCUGAAUCUUGCAAAGAAAAUAUUCCUAAGAAUGAAGAGGUGAAGAAUGAUUCCCAAAGAGAAGAAAAUGAGAAAUCUGAUCCUUAUCAUCCAUCAACUAUAGAUUUGAUCCUUGAACGCUUAAAAAAUUUGUUGCAGAGUUUAGAAACUAAUGACAUUUCAAAAGAAAACACUGGACUUUCUCCUGUUCCUCAUGUACCUUUCAAUAAAAUGGAUCAUUAUUUUGAAAGCACUCCACUAAGUUCUGGUAUUCCUCUGUAUGAGCCAAAACUAGCUUUGAAUCAUCUAUCCAACUCCAACAUCAAUUACAGUCAAAACACCACUGAGAAACAACGUAAUUGCAACACCUCGUUGGAUUUUACUCCCGUUUUCCAGAGUGCUAGUUCCGGAAACUUCACCGAUUCAGAUGUAUUGAAAUCGUCCUCUUCCAUGACGUGUCCUUCUCCUAUGCAAUCAACAGGAAUUUCACUUGAUUUGGGAUCCUCUUUGAAUAAUACUAGUUCUUUAAAUUAUUCCGAAAAAAUUGCACCUUUAAGUGAAAGUAAAUUAAGCCCAUUAUUUUUAUCAUCUUUCAAUAGUUAUGGAGAAUCUUUAAAUUAUAAUCCUAAUGAUUGCAACUAUUCUGUUACUCCGAUGAAAAAGUUUUUGUCUGCACCAUCUGUUAAGAAUUCGAUAUCCUCUACUUUUAUCUUAAAACCUAGUAAAAGUCUAGAAGAUUUAGAAAUGGAGCUGCAAUCUAUGCUACAGCAUAUAGAGGAAUUAUUACCACAAAUGUCUGGUUUAUCUACUAGUACACGAGGUUAUAAAGAUAAAAUUAUAAAUACUUUGUCCGAUAUGGAAGUUUCUGUGAAGAAGCUAUCACAUCUUUCAAUAGCUUUGUCUACUGGAAGUACUGAGUUAUAAAUUAUUAUUUAGCUUUUUUUUUAUUAACCUAUAUAUUUAUGUGUGAAAUCAUACAGUUCUUAAAAGCAAAUUAGUUUAUAUUGUUAUUUAUUGUUACAAUCACUUUUGAGGGCUGCCUAUAUUAUGACACAAAAAUGUGUUUGCAAAAAAAUUAUAUUAUAAAUUAAAAAAUUUGUGUUUAUUAUUUAAUUUUCAAUGUCAGAUGUUCUGGUAAAUUCUCUUUACUUUCCCUUUUUUUCUGAAUGAUACACAAUUUAUACAGAUACAGUUUUUUUAGUUUUCCUUUCAAAUCAUUAUGUUUGCACUGUUUAAAUUAAUUUUUUGACAGUUUUUUUUGUAUUGAAAAUUAUUAACUCUUUAUUUUUCAUAAUUUUUCCUUUUAUAUACCAAUGAGACUUUUUAAGUUCUACUAAUAUUAUUUCCAUAUAGCAUUAAAACAGAACAAAAUAUUUGAUUAGAACUUGUUUGUCCCUGUAAUAUGACUUUCUGUUUAUCAUUACUAGUUGACAACACAUGAUUAUUUGAAAUUGAACACGCCCUAUGAAACUAUUUAGUUUUUAAUAAGUAUUUCAGUUGGAAAUGUUUUAAGAUUUUUCAAUUUCAUUAUUCAAUUUUUAACUUUCUAUCCUGAUCAAUUUUGCAAGUAAGUCUUUCAUAUGUAUUUUUUUUUUCUUUUUUCGAUUCAUUAACAUUUGCAACUAGUUAUAAAACAAAGUGUUAAAUUUUAAACUUUAGUAAAAAUUUCAUAAUAUGGUGUAAAUACCAAAUAAAAGAUUUCAUUAAAAAUUAUAAAAUAAUAUUGGUUAUUAAAAAGAUUUUUAAUUAUCAAUAUCGUAUAUGUGUAUUGUAAAUUAGACAUUAUUUAAUGGGACAAAAAAGUUUCGUAUGUUUUUGAUAAUUUGGUAAAGAAAAAGUUAAUUCACUAAAUGCAGCUAUCUAUGAAAAUUUUGAAACUUUUUCCAUGCCUAAUAAUUAUAAGUAUUGAACUAAUAAUAACAAUAUAAUUUUGUUUAUACUUAAAAUAUUAAUGAACCUAAUUGCUAUGGUAAUAAGCAUAGGCGCACUUUUUAUUUUUAGGAAACUUAGUCUAUUUUAAGUUUUAUACACACAUUUAUGUAUAAAACUUUACAUAUAUUCAUAUAAAAUAUAAUUAUGGAUAUAUACAUAAAACUAAACUAACAGUUUUCUAGAAAAAAAAAGUGUGCCACCCUCACACUAUGCCUAUGAUAAUAAACUUACUUAUUUCAAAUCUACUUAAUAAUAAAGUAUUUUUAAUGUAUUUCAUUUUAUGAUUUAUAUGAUCUUUUAUUGUGACAGAAAAUUCAUAAUUUAAAACAAAAGAUUUUUUGAUUAUUACUAUUUAUCUUGAAAAAUUGGAAUAAAAUUUUGAUAUUCUUUAUAAUUUUUUUACAAAGUUAAUGUUAUGAAUAUAAUAUGUUAUUAUUGGUAGUCAGCUCUUACACAUUAAAUAAGUUCCUCUUUUGUUACUAACAUUAGGAACCACAAUUGUAAAUAGUAAUUACUAUUUUCUAAUGUUAAUUGUUAAGUUGUAAUAAUUUUGAAAUUGUGUUUUCUCCCUAGUUGACUAGUUAAUGUUGAAUAAAAAUUUGUUGUUGAAUAAAAAAUUAAACUCUUCUUUUAAAGCUAGACAUUUUAAUCAUGCAUGUUACCUUUUUAUUUCUAUGUUAAAUAUUGUUAUUGCUGAUGUGUGUAUAUGUUUUUAAAUCUAUACUUUAGAUUUAUAUUAAAAAAAUCUAUUUAAGUGCCUUUAAAACCAGUGAAUAAAAAUAAAUUAUAAAUAAAAUAUUUUAUGUUGUCAAUGACAUGUUAAACAUACCUAAUUGUUAUGUUUAAUUAUUGUAUAUCUGUUAUUCAUUUAUGUAUAUACUUAUAAGUUUUUUUUAUCUUCACACUUACCUACAUAUUUAAAAAACAAAGAAUCUCUGAUAUACUCUUAAGAUAUUAAGUUUCUUCAGUUUUUUACCAGUAAUAUUUAUCUAUUUCUAAAAAUAUUUUAGGACUGUUUUGAAUAUUUAGUGUUUAAAUUGUUUUGUAAAAAUAUUUUUGACCGGGAAAUGUAAGUUUGAACAAAAUCACUAGUUGUACUGCUUUCACAUUUUUCAAUACUUGUGAUUGUUCUUUCCUCUACCCUUUAUAAUUCAGUUACAUAUAACUUCUUUAUAUAUGUAAUAUGAGUUAAUUAUAUUUUAUUGAUUAUAAUUUCUUACUGUAAUUUUAUUCCCAAAUAACCAUGUAAUCAAAGUUGUUUACUUUCACAAAUGUAUUUGCUAACAAAAAUAUUAGUAAUUCACUUUUAAAAAGCAUUACUGAAAGUUUUGCUUAGAACUGGAUAGUUAUUUCUAAUAACCUAAACAGGAAAUAGUAUGGUAAAGGAAUGAUACAAAUACUUUUCAGCUGUGAAAAAGUAUGUGCAAAGCUUAAUUUUUAAUACCCCUGAACUGCCAGCUGUCUUUUUCAUUGGAACAUUUUGUAACAUAGACAGUGCAAAAUACAAAUUUUUCAUGAGUUUUGGGUUACCUUUUAUAAUUGUUUUAAUUUAUAACAUUUUCAAAUUUAACAAGAAUGAAUUUCCUAGAUGUAUAGAUGAAGCUAUGUUUCAGUGUAAACACAUUUUGGUGAACCGUGUAUCAAGUGUGUGUAUAACUGAUAAAAAUUUAGAAUGUUUUACAUAUUUAAAAAAAAAUGUUUGAGCAAAUUAUAUGCUAAUAAACAAAGUGCCUUGAAUGAAUUAUAACUCCUAUUUUAAUUUUGUUAUUCGUAUAGAAUAUGUUUGUUUGUAUUGUUAAUACUACAUAUAUGUGCAUGUUGAUCUUUUCCAGUGUUGCUUAGUUGACAUUAUGUUCUAUGUGUUUUUAUUCUGUUGAAGUAUUAGUAUAUUCAUUUUUAAUAUUACUCUUGGAUUUGUGUAUCAUUUAUUAUGAAAGAAUAAAAAAAAGUUUUAGCUAUA